Messenger RNA from Cheilinus undulatus (humphead wrasse), 5360 nucleotides. RefSeq names its product glutamine-rich protein 1-like. NCBI's taxonomy places the organism in Eukaryota, Metazoa, Chordata, Actinopteri, Labriformes, Labridae. The coding region runs from base 458 to 2944 and encodes 828 amino acids. The transcript has 12 exons. The record is from RefSeq and is a predicted model, not a curated record.
GCCUGUGCCUCGCAGAACAGCAGUCUGCGGACGAAUCGCGCUGUUUCUUCGGCCUGUACUUCCGUAAUUUUUAUCUCUCUAGAUAAACAAAGUGGAGGGUUUUUGUAUGUGCCGCUGUGUGCUGAAACCUGUUGUGAUAAACCUCUCUCGGGAUUCAAUUUGGAUGAAUCGAUGUGUGCUCUCCUGGAGCUGUGAAACUUGUUUUACAACGAGUACCCUGCCUGGAUCUCACCCUGAAAAUAAGCAGACGUCAGACCUCGCCCGCCCGCUGCUGCUGUUAAAUUUUUAUCUCAAUCUAAUCACAACAUUAUCUUCGGGAUUUCAGUGCUACACGCACUAUGUAGCGCAGCUAAUAGCAUGCUCCUGGUAGCGGUUAGACGUUUAUCGGCUUUUUAGUUUUAAACACUGUGCCUUGGCGGAAAGGAGAGGAUUUCGUUUUAUUUAAGGUUUUUUGACGAUGAAUGAGCAGGAGAGUGGGGUGGUCUCCUUUGAUGAAUAUGUGCGGCAGAAGGCCCGCAGUGUGCCUCAGCACAGGAUGAAGGAGUUCCUGGAGUCUCUUGCUAAGGGCCCAGAGGUGCUGCAGGAGUUCAGUCAGCAGGGAGGGGCAGCCACAACCACCAACACCACCACCACAGCCAUGGUGUACCAGCAGCAGGGUGCAAACUGUAUCUACACAGACAGCACCGAGGUGGCAGGCUCCCUUUUGGAGCUGGCUUGCCCUGUGCAAGUGACCUCAGCAGAGAUUUCACCUCAUCUAUCUGUGCACCAGGAGUCUGAACAGCAGCUUCAAGUGCAGGUUCAGAUUCAGGAACAGCAGGGUCAAGCAGUCAGCCAGGUUCUUCAGGUGGCCUCCCCUUCACAACAGGACCUGCAAGGAAUCCCAGCAGCACAUCUUGUCCAGCAGGGAGAGCUCACAGAGGAGCAACAGCAGCAGAUUCAGGAGCAGCUGGUUGCAGCUGUAACUGGAGGACAACAAAUCCAGCUGUCAAGUGGCCAACAAAUCCAACAUAUUCAGCUGCCAGGAGGCCAGCAAAUUCAAAUUCAGGCUGGCCAACCAAUUCAACUACAGGGUGGCCAACAAAUUCAACUGCAUGAUGGCCAGCAAAUUCAGUUACCGGAUGGCCAACAAAUUCAACUACAGGGUGGCCAACAAAUUCAACUACAGGAUGGCCAGCAUAUUCAUUUACAAGGUGCCCAGCAAAUUCAGCUACAUGACGGCCAACAUAUUCAGCUACAGGACGGCCAACACAUUCAACUACAAGGGGGCCAGCAUAUUCAGCUGCAAGGGGGCCAACAUAUUCAGCUACAAGGGGGCCAACAAAUUCAGCUACAAGGGGGCCAGCAGAUCCAGAUCCAGACCAUAGAGGCCAUGUCCCCUUCACAGCAGCAGGAUUCUCCCCGGGAUAUAGGGAGAAGGUCUGCAGCUGUCUCAACAGUCCUCCAACCCGCCAAGAAGCGUAAGGUGGAUGUCCCUGUAGCUGUUUCUUACUCUGUUCCCCAGGGCCAGCAGGUGGCCACUGUUCUAGCCAUCCCUCAGGGUCAGCAGCAAAGCUACGUGUCCCUACGACCAGAUCUGCUCACUAUGGACAGUACUCAACUGUACAGUGCCACAGGAACGAUCACAGGUCCCACAGGUGAAACCUGGACCAUCCCAGUGUACUCUACCCCCCAGCAGCAGGGCGUGACUCACAUUGCCAUACCACAGGAAACAUACAACACAGUACAAGUUGCCACCACCAAUGGUAAGGACAAAAUAUCUCCCAGUUCAAGGUCUGCAGAGGGGCAGUCUUCCACCGCCGGGUCACAGGAAGAAAUAGUGCAGACCCUUUUCCCGGCGCAGUUCAUGAACGGGAACAUUCACAUCCCUGUGGCAGUGCAGACUGUAGGAGGGACCUACAACACAACACAGUCUGUGCAAAUAUGGGAUCCAAAUCAGCAGCAGAGCCAGGGAGAAGAGGGACAAGAGCAGCAGCUCCAUCUGCAGGGUCACAUAGAGCCAGAGGCCAACGCUGAACCGCCCACAGAGAUUCUGGUUCCUGUCUCUCUUAAACCAGAGGAGGGCUUGGAGGUGUGGCGCCUUUGGGCAAAGCGAAAAAACGAGGAGCUAAAUAAACAGGAAAACAAAAAGCUUGCACCCAUAGGACGCCGUCAGCCGCUGCGUUUUCAAGAAGACUUAAUAUCCAGCGCUGUAGCGGAGCUAAAUUUGGCUCUUUCCCUAAUGACUCAGGAGGCACGCGGCUCAGAAGAGGAAGAGUUUGCAUCCGAUGUUCUGUAUUAUGUAUUCUUAUGUAUACAAAAGUAUCUCUUUGAAAAUGGGCGUGUGGAUGACAUCUUCUCUGAUACGUAUUACACACGUUUUUCUGGGUGUUUACACAAAAUCCUGGAAGGUUGGAAACCAAGUGUCCAUCCUUUAGGUUAUGUCAUUCCAAGUCAUGUGACUGAGGAGAUGCUCUGGGAGUGUAAACAGCUUGGUGCACAUUCACCAGCCACAUUGCUAACAACUCUAAUGUACUUCAACACUAAGCAUUUCCACCUGAUUACACCUGAACAGCACAUGAAAGUAGCUUUCUCAAAGGUCCUGCGACACACAAGGAAGAACCCUGCUAACACCAAGGACAAAGCCACCAGUAUCCGCCUUCUCAAAGUACAGGGUGCACACAGCGCAGGGCAGAAAGGACCUGAUGAAAUGUAUGAAGAGCAGGCUGAGGAUCCAGAGAAUCCUCUCCGCUGCCCCAUCAAACUCUACGACUUUUAUCUCUUCAAAUGUCCUCAAAGCGUUAAGGGACGCAACGAUGCAUACUACAUGACUCCGGAGCCAGUGGUGGCACCCAACAGCCCAAUGUGGUACUCCUCUCAGCCUCUGAACAGUCAGCAGGUGGAGCACAUGCUGGCCCGCAUCAUUGUGGUCCGGGAGAUCCAGGAGAUCAUCAGCGCUGCUCCUUGAGCAAAAACCAAGAAGACCUAAAACAUGAACUACACUUGACCCAUUGGAGCUAGUUCUUCAGUCACAGACUGGAGGCUAUGCAGUAUCCAGCCUGUCUCCAUAAACCUCAAUGAACAUCUGCAAAGUAUGGAACAACUCUUGAAAGAAUCAUCUUUCUGUUUCAUGUCAGCAAAGAUUAUUUCUCUUACAUGAUCUGUUUUCAGCUGAUGGGAUGGACUGUUCUUUCUCUAUCUUUGUAAGCCAUUGCCUCUGUUUGUUGGAUUGCCAUGUAAGGGGAACUUCAUUUUUCCUGUAAUAGUCUUAUGAGCGAGGAUAUUUAACCCUCAGUACCUAACCUCACAGAUCAUUAUCCUCCUUACUUCUCUUUGAAGUCCCACUAUGAUACGUUGCAUCCUACUGGACAUCUACAGGGGACCACUGCUCCAAACUGUUUUUGUAUAGACUGCAUUUUGGAUCAUAUAUGAUGUUCAAAGCUGAAGAAUUUGUGCCUGUUUUCAAAAACGAUGUUAUAAUUUAUGCUUGUGGAUCAUUGUGAGUUUAUACCUCCAGAUAUUCACAGGGUCAAGUGCUAUAUUGUAGUGAUUCAGGAGAUUGGAAACAUUACUCUCAGGUCCAAGCUGGUGAUUGAAACCCUCACUGAGGAUUUUUUUGCUAACCUUUUCCUGUAUAUGUGUACAGUCAGUUAUUAAACAGGACAUGCAGAUGGAAACAUCUUUGUUGAGCAAAAUACUAAUUCUUGUAUCAGAACCAUAACCUACAUAAAACAUGGAUGAAGUCUGGAUGGAAUUACCCAUGGCUUCUGAAGGUGUUUUUAAGCCUGUCAUUGGUGAUCAUACAUUGAAAAUACUCACUCAAACUUACUUUUGCUCAGUCUAAUGACAGGGAAAGAGGGGAAGCUACAGCAAGCCAUAUGCCUCUUGGCAAAUAGUCUUUAUCCGUCCAUUAACUCAGCCUGCCCCUAUAUGCAAAUUUAUGCAUUACUUUUGGUCUUCAUACAAUCCAAACCUAUGAUCAUUAAAAUUGUCCCCCUGGCAGUCUAUACAAAUAAAGAAAUAAUCUUAUUAAAUUUCAACAGUUUUUAACCAGACUGUAAACCUAAUUAUUCCUACCAUAAAAGUUGGCAUUUUGAGGUACCUUGGUGUUGAGUUUGAAUCUGACCCUGCCCUUUGCUGCAUGUCAUUCUCCCUAACUCCCCUGUUGUGCAAAAAAAAAAAAAAACAACAACAAAAAAACAAAAAAUAAAAGCCUUAUUAACAUGGGCCUUUAGGCUGGGCAUAUACUCGCUGUCAAAGCUUUUGUUCAUCAAUGUGAAGUUAACAAUCAUGAUGCAAAAGGAUGCAUGCAUGAAUGCAACAUGAAACAGCAAGUAUAUUUCCAGUCAAAUUUGUGAUUUCUUGGCUUUUGCAGCCAGUCUCAAGUGGAGUCUUGAGGACUGCUUUGGUCUGCACUUCCACAUGGGCUUCAUGUUUUAGGACCAGAGCUUGCUGCUUGACCAACCUUGUGAAGACAUUGUUUUUUAAAUUAAGGCAUGAGCUCUUUGUUAUCCGUGAAAAUGCUGCUUUGUUGAAAUUAAAAUAUUUCCUAAUGAGCCUUAAACAACAGCGAAACUUGUUAAACUACACCAACUAUAAUUCACAUUUACCAAACUGCUGAAAAUAACUCUUAGUGCCUGCUACCUGUGAAAUGGGUAUUUUGCUGAGUGUCAGUGAGGCUGGGUGAAAUGUCUGGUUAGCCUGUUUUUGGGUCUUAUAAUACAGGUUGCAUGUAGCGUACCGAUGAGGAUUGUAUAUUACAUUACACAAAUCUUUAACUGCAUAGUUAUAGCUGCAUAAAAAUACAUCUGCUGGAAUUUAUUGUUUUGGACAUAUACUCUGUGCUCUCAGCAAAUAAUUGCCAAGCGCAAACAAAUACAGACCUUUAAAACACACCCUUGAAUGUUUUACCCUUUUUUGAUUUCAUAAAUCAGUCAUGAUCAAUAAAAUUUGGCCUUUUUGACAAAAAAAAAAGAAAAAAACUGUUUAUGUCGAAGUGAAAACAGAUUUUGCAAAUUAAUUUCAGGUAAAAACAUGCAAGGUAAAACAAGUGUUUGCAUAAAUUUUUACCUCCUUUGGUCUUUGGUCUGACGAGACUAAAAUGGUACUUUUUGACCAUCAAAUAAGACGCUAUGUUUGGUGGACACCCAACACCGCACAUCACCACAAACACCAUCCCUGCUUGAAAGCAUGAUAGUGGCAGCAUCAUGCUUCUUUGCAGCUUGCCUUGGAAGGCUUGUAAAGGUCAAGGGUGAAAUAAAUGUUUCAAAGUAUAGGAAAAUCCUGGUGGACAGUCUUAGUCUGUCUGCAAGAGAGCUACAGCUUGGGAGAAAAUGUAUUUUCCAGUGGGAUAAUGACCAGAAGCACAUAGCAAAAGCAACAGA